GUGAAGCAAGCAAUACAAUCUCGUGGAUAUGCAAGUCUAGACAAAAUUGCACGCAAAUCGUGCAUCUAAGUGCAAGAAAAAUCAUGUUUUUUUCUUAAACGACACAACCAAUCUUUCUUAAUUUCUUCCUUUAAUGUAUAGACUUUAAAUUAGCAACUUGAAGCAACUACCAGCAUGGUGUACCAUAAAGCAAGCAUAAAAGGCAGCACUACUAUUUACAUGGCUGCAUUGCACUUAAUCACAAGUGAAAGUUGAGUGACAUGGGUUCUACUUAUGUUGUUGCAUUACAAGUUGUGUUAUUUUGCAUUUGUUUGGUUUUGGCAAAUUCUGUUGACUUUAGUUACCCAGCAGUUUUCAACUUUGGUGAUUCAAACUCAGACACAGGUGAAAUUACUGCAGCUAAGGGAUUUAAACUCGCCCCGCCUUACGGACAAAAUUACUUCAAAACUUCAUCUGGGAGAUUCUGCAAUGGCCGUCUUAUAGUCGACUUCUUAAUGGAUGCGAUGCAUUUGCCAUUUUUAAAUGCCUAUUUGGAUUCAGUUGGUUUACCGAAUUUCCAUCAAGGAUGCAACUUUGCAGCGGCAGGUUCGACUAUUCUUCCAGCAAAUGCAGCGUCGAUCAGUCCAUUCGGCUUUGGGAUUCAAGUAUCUCAGUUUCAGCUAUUCAAAGCCCGAGUUCUUGAGUUUCUUGCAGGCGAGAAAUUUCAUGAAUAUGUCCCGGCCGAAGAUUACUUCCAGAAGGGGUUAUACAUGUUUGACAUAGGCCAGAACGAUAUUGGCGGUGCGUUUUAUUCAAAAGACUUGGACCAAAUACUUUCUUUAAUUCCAACAAUUCUACUGGAAUUCGAAAAUGGAAUAAAGAGACUGUAUGACAGCGGGGCUAGGAAUUUUUGGAUACAUAACACGGGUCCGGUAGGAUGCUUGGCUCAGUAUAUUGCCACAUUUGGGAAUGAUCCGUCAAAGCUCGAUGAACAAAGAUGUCUUCAUGCACUCAAUCAAGCUGCUAAGGCCUUUAAUCUACAACUGCAAGAUUUUUGUACUAAAUUGCAGGGCCAGUAUCUAGAUGUAAAUGUUACCUAUGUUGAUAUCUUUACCAUAAAAUAUGACCUCAUUGUAAACUCCUCAAAACAUGGGUUUGAACAACCUAUUAUGGCUUGCUGUGGAUACGGAGGUCCACCAUUGAACUGCGACAGUCGCGUUUCUUGUGGAGUAACAAGGAUCUUGAAUGGAACCACAAUUGCAGCAAAAGGUUGCAAUGAUAGUAGUGUGUAUGUAAGCUGGGAUGGGACUCAUUACACUGAGUCUGCAAAUCAAUAUGUUGCAUCACAAAUUCUCACUGGAAAAUACUCCAACACUCAUUUAUCGUAGAAGAUGUCAUUCCUUCUCUAGCACGAGUUCUAAUCCAACAGCUGAUUGUAACCUUGAAUGACAUUCAAGCUCUUAUCAACAAAUCUUAUCUAAGAAUACAUCAGUUUGUCAUAAAUUCUGGCCUGAUGCCAUUAUUUGUUGUAUUGCUUAGAGACAUACACCGAAAUAUGUACAUGAUAAAAAAAAGAAGUAUUUAUAAACAUGAAGUAAGAAUGAUUCAAAGCAAGAAAAAAGAAAUGUGAAUUUAUGGGCAAAUUAAUGGAAAAACAAAUCACAAAUAUGCAUUGGAAUCGGAAAAAAAAUUACAAGGUCGCAAUAUAAUGUUCGUAGGUCAAUGUCAUCUUGAAGAUCAAUUUGAUAGAACAAAAAGAAGGAAAAACAACAUAGUUAAAAGCUACAUUAAAAAAAGGGUUACAUCAUUGACUCCAUUUUACAAUCAACCUUCAAGGUGUCAUGAGUCC
Vicia villosa (hairy vetch) is the source of this 1828-nucleotide messenger RNA. RefSeq names its product GDSL esterase/lipase At1g54790-like. NCBI's taxonomy places the organism in Eukaryota, Viridiplantae, Streptophyta, Magnoliopsida, Fabales, Fabaceae. The transcript has 5 exons. The record is from RefSeq and is a predicted model, not a curated record. The coding region runs from base 261 to 1367 and encodes 368 amino acids. Gene Ontology annotation, molecular function: hydrolase activity, acting on ester bonds.